GAUGCAUUGAGUGGCGGCUUCUACUGGAUGAGCGCCGGAACACCACCCUGGAAUUAGCGGCGGCGCAAAAAACAGUCUGCGCAGGAAUGGCGUUCGGAGUGGCAGAUAUCAGAGGGUCUACGUACAGGGGAAUAUGGGUUGGUUACAAAUGUAAGCUAUUUUAGGGUCCACGGUUGAAAUCAACAAUUGUAUUUGGACCCUAAAUAAAUAGAACAGGUAGCUAAAUUAAAUUAUAGGGCCCAACUAUGGGACUCUCAUGAUUGGAGUUGCUCUUAAGCACUCGCGCGAGGACUCCUACUUUGGGAUGUGCGUUCGGCGCCAUGCAACGGCGGCGACCAAGAGCAGCGCACCGCUGCCGCUUCCUCACGGCGGCGGCCGCCUCGUUCCACAUCCACCUCCUCCUCCUCAGCGCCGUGUCCGCUGCCGGCGUCGAUGAUGACGCGGACACACCGGCGAUUCUGGACACGGUGUGCGCGGCUACGCAGACUGUGGAUCCAGAGGCCUUCGACAUGAGCUUCGACACAACCAUGGAGAUGAUCUACCAGAACGUGAAGAGCUCGGGCUUCGGUGCCGUCGGCUCCGGCGAGGGCAGCAACACAGUGUUCGGCCUCGCGCAGUGCAUGAGCUACCUCUCCCCCACCGACUGCCAACUCUGCUACGGACAGGCCCGCGUGAAGCUGCCGCACUGCCUCCCCGCCGACGGCGGCCGCAUCUACCUCGACGGCUGCUUCCUCCGCUACGGUGGCGACAACUUCACGGCCGCUGCCACCGACGCCAGCGACGCUGCGGUGUGUUCCAACGCCACCGCGCCGGCUGGGUUCGCGGCCGCCGCCGCCGCGCUGGUGCGGAACGUCACGGCGGCUGCGCCGGGCGCCAAGGACUACUACUACGCGGCGGCAUCCGGGCGCGGCGCAUACGCCGCAGCGCAGUGCUGGAGGUCGCUCAACGCCAGCGCGUGCGCCGCGUGCGUGGGCAGCGCGCGCGACCAGCUUGUCCGCGAGUGCCUACCGGCCGCGCCCGAGGGGUACGGCCUCAACGCCGGGUGCGUCGUCAGGUACUCCACGCGGGCGUUCUACCUGCCCGUCAACGCCGGCGGCGGCAGCGGCAGCGGCAGAUCGUCCGCACGGCGCAUUGCUGUCAUCGUGGUCGCUUCAGUCUUGUCGGCGCUGCUUGUAGCCAUGGGCAUAUUAUUCAUCUGGACAAGAAUGAGGUCCAGAUCAAGAGACGAUCUCCUCCAUGACGAUACAGACAUGGACGGCUCCGGCGGGAUGAUCCGCGCCAUCGCCGCGUCGCAUCUGAGCUUCAAGUACCAGGAGCUGCGGACGGCCACCGGCGAGUUCAGCCAGACCAACAAGCUCGGCCAGGGAGGCUACGGCUCCGUCUACAAGGGUGUGCUGGCGGACGGGCGGGAGGUGGCGGUGAAGCGGCUCUUCUUCAGCACGCGGCAGUGGGCGGAGCAGUUCUUCAACGAGGUGAAGCUGGUGAGCCAGGUGAGGCACAAGAACCUGGUCAAGCUGCUGGGCUGCAGCGUGGACGGCCCCGAGAGCCUCCUCGUCUACGAGUACCUCUGCAACACCAGCCUCGACCACUACCUCUUCAGUAUAUAUACUACUUACGCGCUCAAGAAGGCCGUGCUGGAUUGGGAGCGGAGGUUCGAGAUCGUGCUGGGCACCGCGGAGGGCCUCUCCUACCUGCACAGCGCUUCGGAGGUCAGGAUCAUACACCGGGACAUCAAGGCUGGCAACGUCCUGCUGGACGGCAGGUUCAGGCCAAAGAUCGCCGACUUCGGCCUCGCCAGGAACAUCAUGGACGACCAGAGCCAUCUCAGCACCGGCCUCGCCGGAACUUUUGGAUACAUGGCUCCAGAGUACAUCGUCCACGGGCAGCUCACGGAGAAGGCCGACAUCUACAGCUACGGCGUGCUGAUCCUCGAGAUCGUCACUGGCAGGAAGAGCAACAACUCGGUGGCGUCGUCGGAAGAAGGCCUUUCACUCAUGGCACUGGCUUGUUGUGAAAGUUACCCUUUGCCGCUUGGAACAACUGAGCAUCAUUUGCUCCGUUUGACUGGGGCAUAACAAGCGAUUGUAUAUGCCAUUAAAGAGGGUGAAGUUUCGGUUGCUUAUGGACCACCAAUCCUUGAACAGCUUUGUGGUACGCUGGCGAGGAGGCUCAGUGUUGCAGUUGGAUGUGGUCGCAAUUUGCCCCAAAAGACCAAUCUUUUUUAUCGUUGCCCUCAACAAGGUCAAUGGAUUGUAUUAACCAUGCAUGCAUCUACAAAUGUACAAACUCACAAAAUGUUCUCUGUUUACAAAAAAAGUGUGGAAUUUAUAAAAUUAUGUGUACUUAUAAGCCUUUCAUCCUCCAUCUUAGUCCAAUCCCAUCUGCGUUGGAACUACGAUGCAGUGGAGAAUGCGGACUAGUUAGAAGCCACAUCAUUAUAUGGUUGUUUGGUGGCACUAUCAUGUCUGAGGGAGCAUGAGAAGGAGUAGGGACACCAUAUGCUGGAGAAGCAUCACAGGUUGGAGGGAACAUACAAGGAGCACCAUAAGGAGGAGUAUAUAGAGGAGGAGCACCAUACGAGCCAUAUGGAGGAAGAGCGUAUCGAUACUCGUAUGGAUAUGGAGGAGGAUUCAAAUAAGUGAAAGGUUAUGGAUGACAAGCAUCAGUGGAAGGUGCUUCUUCAGUUCUAAGAGGAGGAGAGUCAGUGGUUGGAGGCUCAGUAGGAGGAGGGGCUUUGAUAUUUGGUUAGUAAGGAUAUAAAGGAGGAGCAUACAUAUAAGGAAAGAGAGGUUGAGAAAUUAGGCCAUUGGGAUGAUUAUGACCUUCCGCUCAUCGAUGGUAGAUGUGAGGAAGACCGCCGAAAUAGACUUAUCCCGCACCGAUAGGGACCUCAGGAUGUUGCAGACAGCCAGACAUUACUCGUUGAACAAGUCCAUGAAAGAGUCAUAGUUGGGACUCCACAUCCGAUCCAUAUCGAAACAGAGGUUCGAAAGACCCUAAACGAAGAUGAAAUUGUGUGAAUGAAGUAGAGAACUUGACAAUUAGAGGUGAAAGUAUGUGAAGGAAGCCAAGAACCCCUCUCUAUCUAUAGUGUGGAUUCAGUUUUUUUUGAUUUUUUUAGAAUUUUUUGGGAUUUUUUUAAAUUCAAACGGUUGAAAUUGAAUGGACCAAUCACAGGCGGCCACAUGUUCACCGAUACCGACCGUACCAGGUCGGCAGCAGCUGCGACCUUAACACGUUGGUCGGUAUCGACCACGAGGUCUCCAAUGUGACAUGUGUCGUCCAGAUCGAUCGCCCGUAAUCCAACCGACUAGUUGGUCGUGUCACCUGUCACCCGCCACUGCAUCCGAUGGGGUAAGUACCGACCGUCUGUGAUGCCACGCCAGCGGUCGGUACCGACUGUCAUUGGCACCGGUCUAAGCAUCUUUCGGGUCAAUAUUCACUGCACAAAGCCUAGAAAUAGUUAUGGAAACUAGUUUCUGAGAAUAAAGGAAGUUUUUUGGCUAAUUCUAUAAGUGCGGUUGAGUACCGGCCUACCAGGACCCUCUUCAAAUUGAGAAACAUGCAUAUUCUAGACAGGGCCGGUCCUGACAUUUCGGGGGCCCUAAGCAAAAAUUUAUAUAGAGGCCCCAUAUAACUAGGUAUAUGUAUAUAUCAUCUACAUAUCUACUAAAUACAUAUCAGUAAAGAAACUGUAUAUAAGUUACUGUAAUAUAGAAUAUUACACAUUAUUGUUUAUAAAAUAACAUUGGCUGAAAUAAUAAAAAUUUACUUGUCACUUCU
This is a messenger RNA of Zea mays, 3783 nucleotides long. Its product is annotated as cysteine-rich receptor-like protein kinase 2. The transcript is spliced from 7 exons. Gene Ontology annotation, biological process: protein phosphorylation. Bases 321 to 2075 code for a protein of 584 amino acids. The record is from RefSeq and is a predicted model, not a curated record. NCBI's taxonomy places the organism in Eukaryota, Viridiplantae, Streptophyta, Magnoliopsida, Poales, Poaceae. Gene Ontology annotation, molecular function: ATP binding; protein kinase activity.